Penicillium digitatum Pd1 is the source of this 1164-nucleotide messenger RNA. RefSeq names its product CBL-interacting protein kinase. Lineage: Eukaryota; Fungi; Ascomycota; Eurotiomycetes; Eurotiales; Aspergillaceae. Gene Ontology annotation, biological process: protein phosphorylation. Gene Ontology annotation, molecular function: ATP binding; protein serine/threonine kinase activity. The record is from RefSeq and is a predicted model, not a curated record.
AUGCCCGAAAAGACGCCCCCCUUACGCAGAUUGGAAUUCAAGUCUUUUCAAGACCGGAACGGUGACCGUCCAUCACAGACCCUGAUAUUUCACAACAAUGGCUCUUCAUGGUGGAUCAAAUUUACCGUAGAUUGGUCACUGCCAGAACAAGUACGGGGCCUGGGUUAUUUCAAACGCCGUUUCGUCUUUCAAGAAUUCCUUGAAGCGAUUGAUUUCGGCCAGUUGCAGCUUUUGGACGAUACUGUGACAAGCAUUACUUUAAGCUUGACCGAGCAGAGUCAAAACUCGAUCAUGAUACGGGAUGGGCACCAAAAUCCAGCAAACUCCUUCAUUGCCGUUGCCCAUCAAAUGCGCUGCAAGAUCGCAGAAGAUCCAAAGAGGGUCACAUACCCGACUCUAGCGCGGGAACGAUGUUUACCAAUAUUUGAGGCUUGUUGUUUGCAGACUGUUGAGAUUGUCGCUCCAACAGUCUCCAGAGUUAUGUUUAAGCAACACACGUUUGCUUACAAAACUAUUGACCGCCCUAUCUAUGAGCCUGAAGACACGAAACAUGUGAUGAACGAGAUUGGUGUCCUUGCAGAACUCCGCGGACUUCCGGGCAUCGCGCAGCUAGUUGGCCUAGUUGUUUCGGAGAACCCGUAUAAGACCUACCCGUCAACCAAUAUGCCAGCAGUGAUCACAGGAUUUCUUCUUGAAUACUAUUCCAGAGGGUCGCUUGAGCAAAUUUUUGAGGACGAGUUUCGGUUUGAUGCUUUGCCAAUACAAUGGGCCUUACAGAUUGGCACAGCAUUAAGAUCGUUGCACAAGAGAAGGCGAACUCAUCUUGACAUCAAGCCAUCGAAUAUCGUUUUGGAUGCCAAUGAAAAUGCCGUCCUUAUCGAUGUUAGCGGAACCGGUGGUUACGUGUGGGAAUGGCUUUCACCAGAGAUGCAGAUCCUCAUUCAACAAAACAGUGAAACAAGUCCUGCCAAUACGCCAUUUGAGGCACGGGUUGCCACGGAUUGUUGGGCUUAUGGAAGAUUACUCUCGGCUCUCGCCGAAAAGAGUGGCACCCCUGGGAUUAAUAAAAAACUGCAAUUUAUCGCUGAUGGUCUGACCAAGGCGGCUCCCGAAUCUCGCAUCUCACUAUGCGAUGCUCUCGCGCAACUGAAUGAGAAGGUGUAG